This is a messenger RNA of Thalassophryne amazonica, 4163 nucleotides long. RefSeq names its product biorientation of chromosomes in cell division protein 1-like 1. Lineage: Eukaryota; Metazoa; Chordata; Actinopteri; Batrachoidiformes; Batrachoididae. The transcript has 20 exons. The annotation marks the transcript as partial. The record is from RefSeq and is a predicted model, not a curated record.
UUUUUUUCGUGUUCUCUUGAUAAGUGUUUCUCACGCCGUGUAACUCCAGCACGGUAGGUGGCGACAACGCACACCUUCACCCGCUUCACGGUGGAGGAUCCACUUCCAGGACAUUUCUGCUUCGAAUUUAAAACCGGUGCCUUCGAGUGACAUUCUCUGAUGUUUUGUCAGUUUUAUCGUUUUUAAUACCGACAUUUUAAAAUAAUUGAAUGUACAAAUGGCCGGUUUACCGCCAGGAGACCCACAGUUGGUGUCAAUGAUCGUCAGCCAUUUAAAAUCACAGGGUCUGUUCGACCAGUUCAGGAGGGACUGUUUGGCGGACGUCGACACGAAGCCAGCAUACUUGAACCUGAAACAAAGAGUGGACAACUUUGUCUCAAAUCACCUGUCUAACCACACAUGGAGUCCUCAUUUGAACAAGAACCAGCUGAGGAACAACAUCAGACAACUGGUGCUGCAAUCUGGAAUGCUGGAGCAAGGAGUUGACAGGAUUGUGGCCCAGGUGGUGGAUCCGAAAGUCAGUCACAUCUUCAGGCCGCAGGUGGAGCGUGUGGUCUGUGAAUUUCUGUCACCGGGCAGCUGUGCUGAGGAACCCGCAGCCCCACAGCUUGCAGCAGAGACAAAACCAGAUGGUAGCGUCCCUGAGCAAGCCUCAUCAUCAUCAGCUCCAACAUCUGGUGCAGCCAGUGAUGCUUUGUCCAUUCUGGACACUAUAACCACUCUGAACCAGGAGGUCAGCACCAGAGUCGGCUCAGUAGCAGAGAAAGGGCGAAAGGGUCAAGGGUCGGAUGAACCCAUGCAGCUUGCAGAGAACAGCGAGCAGGAAAUGAGUCUCCUUGAGGAUGGAGACAGUCAGGAUGAUGUGAAGACACUGGAAGAGGUAGAUGAAGCAAAACUAGCACUUGAUGUCCAGGCGUUAGACGUUAAGAGAGAGGAACAAAUGGAUCUGACACCUGAGGGAUUAACAGAAGAUAUAAAGAUGGAAGUUGAAGAGCCGACAGCUCAAGAACAGACAGAAGAGGAGAAAGACAAGACACAGAGCAAAACGACAGGAAAAGUCACAGAUGAAAAACAGGAUGAGGAAAUCCAGAAAUCCACAACUCAGGCGAAGCAGAAGGCAAGAGAGAGGAUAAAGGAUGAGUAUUCAUUGGAGGACUCUGACCUGGAAGGCUUGAGUGACAUUACAGUGAGCUCCGUGCACACCAGUGACCUGUCAUCUUUUGAGGAGGAAAGCGAUGAUGAGCAGCCACCGUCUGAUUCUUCUGAAGAUGAAGAGCUUCUACCAGACGAUCAUGGCGAGAAACCAGAAAGAAAGCAACCGCAUGGCGACGUAGGAGAAGAAGACAAGGAGCAGAAGCGCCGCCGCAAGGCCUACGUUCACAAGCCCUUCCUCUACUCCCGUUACUAUAGCGACUCGGACGAUGAAGUCACUGUGGAAGAGCGGCGGAGAUCUGUGGCAAAGGACAAGGAGGAAAGGCUGCUGAAGAGACAACUGAACAGGGAACGAAUGGAAGAGAAGCGCAAACAGAAAGCAGCACAGGCUGAAGAACAAGAUGAGGAAAAAGAAAAGAUUGCAGAGGCCUCUACACUGGAGGGUCCCAGGGCCAAAGAAGCUCGUAAAGAAAGGAAAGUUCUGGAGAAAAAAAUGGCUCUGAACAGGAAGAGAAAACUAGACUUGAGGAAAGAUGGAGAUCUUUCGAACAAGAAGAAAGGAGAUGCAGGAGGAGAUGGGGCAGAAAAAACAGAAGGGAAACCCUCAACCUCAAAGGUGCCACAACAGAAGCUGCAAACACGCGUGCCAGAAUCUGCAUCGGCUGAUGAGCGGCACAGAAGGAGAAGCGGCAGCGUCCCAGAGGAUCCCAAUGACACAAAAAAGCUCCCUGACAUAAGCCUGAUGCACCCGUUCAUUUUGGAGCUAGAACAAGGAUCCCAAGAGGCGCUCAAGCAACGAUCAGUCGGAAAAUUUGAUCGAUUGUCUCGCAAAGAACGCAAAGAGAAAGAACGCAGCUCUUCGGAUGACCGUGCCAAGUUCAGACCAAAGCAGGACAAAAAGCCUGAACCUUCAGCGGAUGAAACGCUGCAAAAGGAAGGCAUUGGUGUUAAGGUGUCUUCUGAAGAGAAAGGCGAGAAGAAGCCCAAGAUCAAAAGUGACAAGAAAAUGGCAGGAACCACAAAAGAAGGGAAAGUGUCAGAUGGUUGUGAUGACGGACCUCCAAAAGAUUCUGCUGCCAAAAAGGUAAAGACUCCAUCCAUGGAGGUGACCAAAACAGAGACUGUCAAGGAGAAAGAAAGGGACAAAAUUAAGGAAAAGGACAAGAUCAAAGAAAAGGCCAAAGGCGAGAAGACUUCAGUUAAAAGUGAGUUCAAACAUGUGCAAUGCCCUGAUUCCACUGGUUCCUCUGAGGAAAGGUCUGACCUGGAGCCUGGAGCAGAGAAGAAGAAGAAAGAUAAACACUCCAAGGAAAUCCUCAACAGGCCGAUAAGUCACACUGAGGACAGGCAAGGAGACAAAGCCAAGUCUAAAAGCGAGAGUAAAGACGAGAGGGAGAAAAACAAAGCUCAUCAAGACAGCCGGAAAUCAAAUAAGGUGAGCUCUGAAACUGACAAAGAUCCAAAAAGGCUCAAGCAGGCGGAAAAAGGCAGAAUUGCAGAAAAAUCCAGAUCUAAAGAGGAAGCCCAGACUCUUCUGUCAUCAAAGACAGAGAAGAAAGUUCAGAGUUCAGAGGUCAAAAGUACAGGAGCUGCCUCUGUCUCCAAAACUGAACCGACAAAGGAGAAGAAGAGGGAAGGUAAUUCAAAGGAACAUCGCAAGACCUCAGAAGAACCUCCAUCUGAGAAAUCUACAAAGAAAAAGCAGGACAAGAAGGAUAAAGUUCCAGAAAAGAGAGAUGACAACCUAGAAGAGAAGAAAGCAGACGGAGAAGACAAACCCCAAAGGUCUUCAGGUCCUUCACUGAGUCCUCAGUCAGAGGAGCAGCUGCUUAAACAAACUGUUCUUCAAGACACAAGCACCAACUCGGAGCCCAUCCCUACUGCUGUAACCGCAUCCCUCUCAGAAGAUAUCUGUGAUGCUUUAAGUGACAUCACACCUGAGCUGCCCGAAAGUGAAACAGAAUCACGACUCCACAAGAUGCCAGCUGAGGCUGAUGCACUGCUGACCCUCAUGGAUGUUUGCACCUCAGCAGAUGCAAGAAAUCCAGAAGAUGUCAGUCGAGAUGUUUUAACUCCUGAGAUGGAGCUUGAAGCAGAUCUGAAAAUGAAAGAGGCGGCUCUGACUCUUCUCUCCAUGGAUCCAGAUAGUACUGUGUCUUCCACAAUGAUUAACCAGAAUGUCAGAGAAGAUGUACAGAUCGGUGUGCAUGUCUCAGACACUGUGGAAACGGCAGAAGAUGAAGAGCAGCAGAAACCAAUAACUGUGCAAACAGUUGCAGAAUUAGAAGUAGCAGCUGCAGUUGUGUCUCAACAAAUCUCUGAGCUUACCGGUGAAAGAGCGAACACAACAAUUGAUUCUGAAAACUUGCCGCUUGAAACACACGUUUUAAGGGUUGAAAAUUUUCAGUCGCCUAUGCCACAGGAUGAUGACACUAACCCCAGUGCACGUCAGGCUCCUUUAAGUGAUGAAGGAAAAUGUGCUCCAGGUGCACAACCAGAUGAGAAAUUGUCAUCAUCUACUGACAGAGAUGCAGCAGUAGACAUGAUUAUAUCUGAGGCAGGAGAUACCACAAAAGACACAGAAGAAAGCACAACAGCUAUUGUUGCUGAUUCAGUUACUGCUGGACAAGAACAUACAGAGACAAAUGUAGGAGGCUCAGAGACAAUCAUCAAGGUUACAGACAAGAUUACCGAGGUCACAGGCACUGAGGUGGACGUCAGUAAUGGUGAAGUUGAGAAUAAGACAGACGUGGCAGAAAGUGUUGAAAUGGAUGCAGCAACUGGUGAAGCUGAGAAUAAGACAGAUGUGGUAGAAAUGGUUAAAAUGGAUGCAGCUACUGGUGAAGUGGAGAAUAAGUCAGAGGUGGCCGAAACUGUUGAAAUGGACACAGCUACUGGUGAUGUGGAGAAGAAGACAGAGGUGCCAGAAACUGUUGAAAUGCACCCAGAUACAAGUGAAGUGGAGAAUAACUCAGAUGUAGCCGAAACUGUUGAAAUGGUCACAGAUAUUA